GCGCGAGAGCCGGCGAUGGGCCCCGCGGCGGGGCUGGCGGCGCUGCUGGCGGUGCUGGCGCUCGGAGCAGGGGACCCGGCAGGGGCCGCGGCGCGGGGGGACACGUUCUCGGCGCUGACCAGCGUGGCGCGCGCCCUGGCGCCCGAGCGCCGGCUGCUGGGGCUGCUGCGGCGCUACCUGCGCGGGGAGGAGGCGCGGCUGCGCGACCUGACCAGAUUCUAUGACAAGGUGCUUUCUUUGCACGAGGAUUCGGCAACCCCUGUGUCUAACCCUCUGCUUGCAUUUACUCUCAUCAAACGGCUACAGUCUGACUGGAGGAAUGUAGUACAUAGUCUGGAGGCCAGUGAGAACAUCCGAGCUCUGAAGGAUGGUUAUGAGAAGGUGGAGCAGGACCUGCCAGCCUUUGAGGACGUUGAGGGAGCAGCAAGGGCCCUGAUGCGGCUGCAGGAUGUGUACAUGCUCAACGUGAAGGGCCUGGCCCGGGGCGUCUUCCAGAGAGUCGUUGGCUCCGCUGUCACUGACCUGUACAGCCCCAGACGGCUCUUCUCCCUCACAGCAGAUGACUGCUUCCAAGUUGGCAAGGUGGCCUAUGACAUGGGGGAUUACUACCAUGCCAUUCCAUGGCUGGAGGAGGCUGUCAGUCUCUUCCGAGGAUCUUAUGGAGAAUGGAAGACAGAGGAUGAGGCAAGUCUAGAGGAUGCCUUGGAUCACUUGGCCUUUGCCUACUUCCAGGCUGGCAAUGUUUCGUGCGCCCUCAGCCUCUCCCGAGAGUUUCUCCUCUACAGCCCAGAUAAUAAGAGGAUGGCCAGGAAUGUGUUGAAAUAUGAAAAGCUUUUGGCAGAGAGCCCCAACCAGGUGGUAGCUGAGGCUGUCAUCCAGAGGCCCAAUGUACCCCACCUGCAGACCAGAGACAUCUACGAGGGGUUAUGUCAGACCCUGGGAUCCCAGCCUACUCACUACCAGAUCCCUAGCCUCUACUGUUCGUAUGAGACAAAUUCGAGCCCCUACCUGCUGCUCCAGCCUGUCCGGAAGGAGGUCAUCCACCUGGAGCCCUAUGUUGUUCUCUUCCAUGACUUUGUCAGUGACGUGGAGGCUCAGAAAAUUAGAGGGCUUGCAGAACCGUGGCUACAGAGGUCUGUGGUGGCAUCCGGGGAGAAGCAGUUGCCAGUGGAGUACCGAAUCAGCAAAAGUGCCUGGCUGAAGGACACCGUCGACCCCCUGCUGGUGACCCUUGACCAUCGCAUUGGUGCCCUCACAGGCCUUGAUGUCCAGACUCCCUACGCAGAGUAUCUCCAGGUGGUGAAUUAUGGAAUUGGUGGUCACUAUGAGCCUCACUUUGACCAUGCUACGUCACCAACUAGCCCACUGUACAGAAUGAAGUCUGGGAACCGAGUUGCAACAUUUAUGAUCUAUCUGAGCUCCGUGGAAGCUGGAGGAGCCACUGCCUUCAUCUAUGCCAACUUUAGCGUGCCCGUGGUCAAGAAUGCAGCACUGUUUUGGUGGAAUCUGCACAGGAGUGGUGAAGGGGAUGGUGACACACUUCAUGCGGGCUGUCCUGUCCUGGUGGGAGAUAAGUGGGUGGCCAACAAGUGGAUACAUGAGUAUGGACAGGAGUUCCGCAGACCCUGCAGCUCAAGCCCUAAAGACUAAAACGUUGGCAGAGAGAAGCCGGUCUAGUCCUGUGACUUUCCGGAGAAGCCAGAAGCCAAAGGCCAGGCUAGGAGAGGAGAAAGGAGAGCUACCUUCUGGAAGAGGGCCUUGUCAGCAUUGCUUGUUCCCUGCAAAAGGAAGUGGUCUGUACCAGGCAACACCUGAGAAUUCUUCUCAAACCAUCAGAGUAGAACGGAUGGGCAAUACAUAGAAGGGGGCCAGAGGGCCAGAGGGAGAAGUUUCUGGGGCUCAGACACUCUAUGAUGGAAACAGGAUAUAUCAGUAGUCCCUGGGGUUUGGUCAGUGGGGUUUUUGCCACUCUGAGCCUUGACCACAGGGGCCCAGAAGUGGCAAUGAGGACACCUACAGGAGGGGGCUAGCCUAACUCCCAUGGCUUUUUGCCCUUCUCCCCACUGACUUCUGAAGACUGAGCAGGGACUGUCUCCUUAACAGGAGUGUACCUCAUAGGAUUGUUUUUUCAAGCAGAAUGAAACUUUCUUCUUUUUUUAAUACGAUGAUUUUUUAAUACAGCCAUUAAAAAUGUUUACAAAUCAUUUUUCACAACCAAGAAUAUUCUUACAUUAUAACAUUGAAUAAAAAAUAUAUAUAUAAAUUGUAUUUAUGCUAUAAUCUCAACUUGGCUCACCUCCCACCAGUCCCCCUCUUGUUAUAUUCCAGACACAUGACAUUCUUUUUUUUCCUAAAACCGCUAUGCUCAUCGUCAUCAGCAUCGUUCCCACCUUUCAGGUCUUUGCAUUUGCUGCUCCCUCAAAUUGCCCCCAUGGCCAAAUGCUUCUCGUCAUCCCACUCUGGGCUCAAUGUCACUACAGACCUUUCUUCCCUGACCAUGCGAACUGCCAGCCGUUUUCUUUCAUGUUAACUGAUUUUAUUUUCUUCAUAACACGUUUCUCAAAUUGAAAUUAGUCAAGUCAUUUGUGGUCAGUUGUCUUCCCUGCAGGGUGAGUGCUUUAAGGAUCUCACUAUACUUUGUCCAUGCUUCUCUAAUAGCCCCCAUUGCACUGAAUUUCAGUAUUUGUUUAUUUGCCUGGCUGCUUGCACUAAACUCUGCACUCCUUCCUCCUCUUGGUAUCCCCAGAAGAAGGUCUGGUUCAAAUAAGUAGGCAUUCAGCAAAUAUUUUUGGAUAAAUGAAUAAAAAGGCAUCUUUUGAGCUGUGCUUUGGAGGACUGGUAGAAUUUUUAUAGGUAGAGUCUAAUGAGGAGAAGCAUUUCCCGGCAGAAGGCCUAGCAUGAGCUAAGGCUGUAUUGAUAAGUGACUGUAAUGUUUGAGCACUUAUGCAGAGCACAUUCCAGGCAACUUGGCUCAGGUUUCUCAACAAGGGCGGGAGUGUGUGUCUCGCACACAAAGAAGGCACACAGUUGAAGGACUGCGUGGUUGGAUGCUGUGUUGUCUCUGCCCUGUCCCGGCACCAUGCACUUCAGGAUUUCUGCUUCCCAGAGCUUGUGGCCCCUAAGGAAAGGGUUCUGAUGUGAUAUCCAGCUUCCUCCAGGGCCUCAGUGAGCACCUGGUCACAUCUUCAGUAUUUCUGCUGAGUGUGCCAAGAUUCUGGAAAUCCUCUCACUAAAUCACUAAAUUUUGUCAUGCAGGGAAGGGAAUUUUACUUGCACCCUUCUGUAUUCUUAGCUGAGGCCUCUGUAAUAAAAGACAGAUUAACAAGAGAAAAAUAGAAUUUUAUGAACAUGUAUACCUCAUGUAUAAUUGGGAGACACUGAGGGAAAAAUGACUAACUCCCCUAGGUGGCUUAGAAUUCAGGAUUAAACAUCAUCUUAAUAGGGAAAGGGGAGGAGGAGAUGUAGGACUCUUAGGGGAGAUUUUUAGGAAAGAUGAAUGGGCCCUUAGAAAAACAAGGUAUGAUAGUUUGUGACAAAGUCUGUCUGGGUGUGCUACUUCUAGUCUCUCCUGUGGUAAGAGUCAAUCUUUCCCAGUUAUGGAAACUUCCAGGGAGGAGAUUUAUGACAAUUGACUUCCUUUGGAAGGAUCUGUCUUUAGGCAGAUAAGGGGAGUUCAGAGAAAGCCGCUCCCUGCAUUUGCUGUUUUUCAAGUGCCUACGGCUCAAAAUAAUGUGCCAGAGUGGCAUAUUUGGGGGUGGCAUGGUCUGCUACUCUCGGUCACAUACUGAGGCUCCAGAGGACUGGGCCUGAAACAGAAAGCUACUGUCUAUGAGCAACACGGCUCCCCUUCUUUACUGCUGCAGGCAUCAGAGCCCAGCCUUCUCAGAACUGCAGGGUCGGUCUUAGCUAAUAACAGCAACGGUGAACUUGGUGAGUUUACCGUUCUAGGGGCACUGUUCUAAGGGCCUAUAUGUAUCAAUGACUUCAUGUUCAUCCCAACCCUGUGAGGUCGGUACAGUAUUAUGCCUGUUUUACAGAUAUGGAGGCAGAGGUGCAGUUAAGUAACCUGCCCAAGUCCCAGUCUGGCUCCAGUCCUUGUGCUUUGAACCACUACUUUUGCAAUGUCUGACAUGUGGCAAUUAUCACACAUCCUGAUCAGGUGACUGAGGCCCAAGAACUGUCUGGCAAUAAGUGUUUACUGAGCAUUUCCCAGGGGCAGGCCUAGGCCCAGGCAUGUUGUAGGGGUCCUGAGAGGUGCAGGAUGCAGUCCCUGGGAGCUGAUGGCUGGUAGGGAGAUGAGACAAGUGCAUCCAGUGUUACAUGGAAGUUAAGCACAACGUGAAAAGGUUGCAUGUAGUAAGAGACAAAUUAGUGAAUGCUGCAGUCCAGAGCUGAAGGGAUCGUUGUGGCCUGGGGUAGCCUCACUGUUUAUCCAAAUCACAUAGCCAAGGUGCUGACUCCGUGCCAAGCCCUUGCAGGCACCAGGAAUGGAGAGGAGAAUUAAGAUGCUGACCCUGCCCAGAUCCUCAAAUCAUUAUAAGACAGUGUAGCCACAGGUGGAAACAGGGACACAGCACUGAGAAGCUCCUCAGAGGCUUCAUGGGAAGGAGAGACUGACCAAGUCUUCAAGAUGCUGAGGGUGUGGAGAGGCUUGGAAGGAAGGGCAGGGCUGUGCAAACAUAGGGUAUGCCUGUCCCUAGAGCUAUGAAUAGUACCACCUCACUUCUGGUCAGUCUGUCAGUUUUCAAAAACACUUUUAGCACUCCUCUUGAACCUCACCUACCCAGGGAGGAAAGGAGAGCAGGCAUUAUGGAAAGCAAGGUCUGGAAUGGUUAGUGGCUUGCCUGGGGUUACAUAGUAGAGCUUGGCCUGAGGCCUCGUCUGUCUCUUUUACCAGUGCUCUUUCCAUUCAGUGGUUAUCAAAGAUAUGUUCCUCCAUUGUGCCACAACUGGAGAGUGUGAAGGCCUUAUUCUUUUAUAUUUGCACCAGUCUCCAUGCCCUCAGAAACUCUGACUAGUCCUGCUAGGAAGUGGUAUGCUUUGGGGCCCCAACAGUGCUUAGUGGGUAGGGAGCUAAUUCAGGAUAGGACUGACUGUGGUUUGGGGCACUGCUUGUUUAUAAUUUUGUUUCUUUCUUUCUUGCACUGUUCUUCAGUCUUUUUUCUAACAGCCUUGUCCAAGGGAGCUGUUAUGUAUCACUCCAACAAGCCUUACUCCAGAGAAUAUUCUUUUAAGUAAAUGACUAUUAUCAUUAUCACCAGUGACCACGUUCUGGCCGUACACUGUAGGCCAGGCACUGUGCUAAGAACUUGGGUAUACUUGUCCCCUUCAAUGCUUACAGUGAGAUGGGUACUACUAUCUCCAUUUUGCAGAUGAGAGAAACCGAGGCAGAGAACAUGUAACUUGCCUGAGGUUAUACAGCUAUAAAGUGGCAGAAGCAGGAUUCAAAUCUAGGUCUGUCUCCAAAGAUCUUAACUAGCCUUUUGUUGCCUGCACUACAUGGUAUUUUGCUCCCAUUGGCAGUAAUGUCUCUGAAGCCAGUGAUUUUUGAGAGGAGUCUCCAACCCCUUCCCAGGUGUUGAGAGGUCGAUCCUUCCUGCCCCAGUGCCUAAUGGUUACGAAUCCUAUCAGAUGUAGGUAUUUGUUGACUACUCAAAUGAAUCACCUCAAUUCCGCAGAGCUACAGUGAACACCUAUUGUGUGAACAGCUCCAUGCUAUGUGUUCCAUGAAAAUCCAAGAAAACGAGGAGGCCUGCUCCCUGCCCUUGAAGCAAAAAUAGCUAAUUGGAUAUAAUCAAGUGGAAAGCUGUGUGGUGUUACCCUAAGGAUCAUGGGAGCUGGGACAAAGGGCAGAACCCCACGGCUAAAGUGGGCGGAGAGGGCUUCCACACUGGGGCCCCGGGAACACAAUGGAAAGAGAAUGUGUGCUGAUGGAGGGCAGGGAGCACUUUUACGCACAAGGGGGCAGGGAGAGCUGUCUGGGAGAAGGAAGUGAGCGGGUGUUAAUCCUGGGGGGGUCCUUGUCCAGCAGUGCCAAGGGAAGCCAGCACAAACUGCCCUCUCGCAGAACCAUUCAAAGAGUCUCCCGUCUGGGGGACUCGGCUGCUCAAGCUGGUAGAAGGCAAGGGGAGCGUGGAGAAGGCAGACUGCUGUACACUGAGCAAAACUAUGAAAUCAGUUCAAAACUAGGGGAAGAGACAAACAUUUGUACCUACUCUGUGCCAGCUAUUUGAUCUCCCUUGUCUUACAACAAUUAUCCCUUUUGGCAAAGGAGGAAAAGGAGCCCCCCCCGCCCCGCCCCCAGACUUCCCUAAAUUCAAACAGCUAGAAGAAGAAGAGCUGGGAUCUGGAGCAUGAAGCUUCUCCCCACCAGCUACUUCUAACCAACCUCUUUCUCUCUGGACUUUUCUUUCUUCCUCACCUUGGGAUCCCCCUUUGGAAGGAGAGCCUGCCCCACCCCCCUCUUUUCUUUCUUCCCUUGCUCACUUGACCCUUCCCAGGAGGUGCCUGAUUGGCCUGUUCCCCUUGUGGUCUGAAUGGCAGAGGGUCCUACGGCCAGGAGCAUAUUUGCAUAUGAAGUGGGUUGCCCCUGGUGAAAUCAAAGAGGAUUUCAAAGGAAUGAAGUGCUAAGGGGACAGUCUUUUUGGCUAAGGGUUUGGGGGCAUGGCUCAGAUGGAUCCCCAGAGAGAACUACUGUUCCGUGUUCCUUAUGGAGCAUGAACUUUCAGAUGGAGCAUAAAGUAAUGAUGAUUAUACCUCUUGCUCAUCUGCUUGUCACCUUAUGGAGCAGGAGGGCAGCAGUUACUUCCCCCACGUGUAAGAGGCCAGCCACUUGGCUAGCCUCUGUUUCCAAGGUUUCGCCUGGCUACAGGCUGGGGUUUUCUAGCAAACUGCUGGGAGAGGAAACCAGCUCUAGGAAUAAGGCAGGCUCUUGAGUUUACAUAACUUUCUGAGCCCUGGACCCAGGCUGAGAAUGUGUUGAUUCUGGCCACUAGUGGGGCAGCCAGCUGGGGCAGAAGAGUUGGCUCAAAAACUCCCAUUCCUGCAGGGGAGAGUGCGACUGUCUUUUGUUUUCUCUACUUCGUUGUAGGCUCUCUUCCUGCUCUUCCCUUGAUAAAGUCCUGACCUUUUAACUCCCUACCCCCAGUUCUGAUGACAGACCCCUGAAUCCAACUGAAGGGUCCUUGGCAUCUCACUGUCCAAAUGAGCUUCUGUCUUGUUCAUUCCACCUCGAAGAUAAUGAGCUUUCCUCCUCUCUCAUUCCUGCAGCCACUGUCCUAGUUAAGUAUACCUUUGCGUUUUACCUGACUGAUAACACUGCCUCUUUACUGUCUUCCUGCCUGGAGUCUGGUGCCUACCAGUCCAUCUAUACGGUAUACUAGAGUUCCGUAACUUCUGACAACUCCCCAUUCUUUUUUUUUUUUUUUGAUUUUAUUUACUGGGGCGCCUGGGUGGCUCGGUUGGUUA
This is a messenger RNA of Zalophus californianus (California sea lion), 7467 nucleotides long. RefSeq names its product prolyl 4-hydroxylase subunit alpha 3 (gene P4HA3). Gene Ontology annotation, molecular function: iron ion binding; procollagen-proline 4-dioxygenase activity; protein binding. Gene Ontology annotation, cellular component: endoplasmic reticulum. The coding region runs from base 16 to 1650 and encodes 544 amino acids. NCBI's taxonomy places the organism in Eukaryota, Metazoa, Chordata, Mammalia, Carnivora, Otariidae. The transcript is spliced from 13 exons. The record is from RefSeq and is a predicted model, not a curated record. Gene Ontology annotation, biological process: peptidyl-proline hydroxylation to 4-hydroxy-L-proline.